CAGCACUGGUGGUCAUAUUUUUUUUUUGUGUGGUGUCACAAGAUAUCAUCAAACAGACAGACAACAAGAUACGAAAGAGAUGUCGUGGGUUUCCGAUUACCAGUAUACGUGUCUACAAAAGAUAGCGUUCCAUGCACUGCAACUAUCCGGCCUCAUCCCCCACCACAUCGCCUUCGUCAUGGAUGGCAACCGAAGAUUCGCCCGCUCCAAACACAUUGAUAAGAUCGAGGGUCAUUCGCGGGGAUUCUCGAAGCUGGCGGAUGUGCUGCGCUGGUGCCUUGACAUGGGCAUACGUGAGGUGACCACAUUUGCAUUCAGCAUCGAGAACUUUAAGCGUUCCAAUGAGGAAGUCGAGGGUCUCUUCAAUCUGGCCCGUGAGAAGUUCUCCAAGCUGCUGGAGGAGUCCAAUCGCUUGGAUGAGCAUGGUAUACGCAUCCGAGUGAUUGGUAACAUUGAGUUGCUGCCAGCUGAUUUACAGCGCCUCAUUGCCACUGCCAUGUUGCGAACGGAGCGCAAUGAUAAACUCUUUUUGAAUGUCGCCUUUGCGUACACAUCCCGCGAUGAAAUCACCCAGGCUCUCGAGUCUGUGCUAAAGGAUCAUAAUGAUGAUGAUGACGAUGCACUGCAGCCCACGGACAUCAAUGAGCGUCUACUGGAGGCAUGCCUCUACACCCGCCAUUCCCCGCCUCCGGAUCUGGUGUUCCGCACAUCGGGCGAGACACGGCUAAGUGACUUUAUGAUGUGGCAGAUCAAAUCGUCGGUGCUGUACUUUACGAAUGUACUGUGGCCUCAAAUCACCAUCUGGAACUUUAUGGCUGGCAUUGUGGCCUACCAAAGGGACAGGUGCCGCAUCGAGGAUUACAAGCGGGAGGAGCGCCUGCAUAGUGCUCAAUUGGCCAAAUCCAGCGAUUUCUAUAGCCUGCGCGUUCAAAAGUUUCUGCAUAAGAUGGAUGCCAAUCGGCGGAAAUUACUUAUAGCAUUGGCUUCCAAUUAAUGACCGACAAAUUGUUAACUGCAUGUUGAAUGUUGUUGUGAUAAGCAAAUAAAUUAAAUGUAAAUAGCGUA
This is a messenger RNA of Drosophila innubila, 1065 nucleotides long. It is a transcript of the gene Dhdds, whose product is annotated as dehydrodolichyl diphosphate synthase complex subunit DHDDS. Gene Ontology annotation, biological process: polyprenol biosynthetic process. Gene Ontology annotation, molecular function: ditrans,polycis-polyprenyl diphosphate synthase [(2E,6E)-farnesyl diphosphate specific] activity. The record is from RefSeq and is a predicted model, not a curated record. The coding region runs from base 80 to 994 and encodes 304 amino acids. Gene Ontology annotation, cellular component: dehydrodolichyl diphosphate synthase complex; endoplasmic reticulum. NCBI's taxonomy places the organism in Eukaryota, Metazoa, Arthropoda, Insecta, Diptera, Drosophilidae. The transcript is spliced from 2 exons.